CCCCCCUUCCCCGUAGCUGCGGACGGAAGUGACGCAAGGCUUUCCCGCUUGGCUCCUUCGCUCAGUCGCCCAGAUCGCGGAUCUCCGUGGCUGGCAGGCGCAGCGGAAGAUGGCGGACGGAGUGGAUCACAUAGACAUUUAUGCGGACGUAGGAGAGGAAUUUAACCAGGAAGCAGAAUAUGGUGCACACGAGCAGAUUGAGCUAUAUGAGGAUGUCAUGUCCCCUGCAAAUAAUGGAGAUGCUCCUGAAGACCGGGACUACAUGGACAAUCUUGCAGCAUCUGUUUCAGAUGAUGUAGUGAAAGGAUCGGCUACAAAUGUUAUAUUUACUUAUCCUGGAAAGAGAAUUGCUCUGUAUAUAGGAAAUCUAACAUGGUGGACAACAGAUGAAGAUUUAACGGACGCUGUUCAUUCUCUGGGUGUUAAUGAUAUUUCGGAAAUAAAAUUCUAUGAAAAUAGAGCCAAUGGCCAGUCAAAAGGGUUUGCAUUAAUUUGUGUUGGCUCAGAAUCGUCAUCCAAGAAGCUCAUGGAUAUGUUGCCUAAGAGAGAGCUACAUGGGCAGAGCCCUGCAGUAACACCCUGCAAUAAACAAUUCCUUAGUCUGUUUGAAAUGCAGUCAAGAAAAACAGCUACACAGGCUGGCCAAAUGUCUGGUGAAGGAAAGGCUGGUCCGCCUGGUAUCAAUGCUCGCUUACCGUUUCCGCCAGGGGGAAGGGGCAGGGGCCGGUUCCCAACUGCAGGUCCUGGUGGUGACAGAUUCCCUGGGCCUGCUGGACCCGGAGGGCCACCUCCCCCUUUUGCGGGUAUGACACCUCCAAGACCACCUAUGUGUCCACCUGGUCCCCCAGGACCACCUGGUCCCCCCCCACCAGGACAACCACUUCCUCCUCCAUUAGCUGGACCUCCAAAUCGUGGUGAACGUCCUCCUCCACCAGUUUUGUUUCCUGGACAGCCAUAUGGGCAGCCUCCCUUAGUUCCUCUUCCACCAGGCCCGCCUCCUCCUGUCUAUGGCCCUCCACCUGGUCCACCACCACCUCAACAAGGACCACCUCCACCACCUGGUCCAUUCCCUCCCCGACCACCGGGUCCCCCAAUGGCACUAGGACCACCUCCUCAUUUACCAGGACCACCACCAGGAGGACCUCCCCCAGCUCCACAUGUGAAUCCCAAUUUCUUUCCACCACCUGGUAAUGCUGGCAUGCCAACUUCAGAUAGCCGUGGUCCACCACCAUCUGAUCCAUAUGGCCGGCCACCUCCAUAUGAUAGAGGAGAUUAUGGGCCCCCAGGAAGAGUAUCUGUGUUUUGCAGGGACAUGGAUGCUGUCAGAACACCUUUAAGUGAACCAGAAUUUGAGGAAAUUAUGAACCGCAACAGGGCAAUAUCAAGCAGUGCUAUUUCAAGAGCGGUUUCUGAUGCUAGUGCUGGUGAUUACGGAAGUGCGAUUGAAACUUUGGUAACGGCGAUUUCGUUAAUUAAACAAUCCAAAGUAUCGGCUGAUGAUCGUUGUAAAGUACUCAUAAGUUCUCUACAGGAUUGUCUUCAUGGAAUUGAAUCAAAGUCUUAUGGUUCAGGGUCUAGAAGACGUGAGCGUUCAAGAGAAAGGGACCACAGUAGGUCACGAGAAAAAAGCAGGCGACACAAAUCUCGCAGCAGAGAUCGCCAUGAGGACUAUUACCGAGAAAGAAGCCGUGAACGUGAGAGGCACCGUGAUCGGGAUCGUGACCGAGAAAGAGACCGAGAGAGAGAAUAUCGUCAUCGCUAAACAGCUGACAGAAGAGGAACAUCUUGAAAGAUCACAAGUAGUCAUCGCAGAAGAUGCUUGCCCAUCAGUUUGCUUCAUGUGAUUCAGCUUCUCACAGCUUAUGGAUAAAAAUGAACAGAUCUAGAUGUGAAUAAAGCAAAUCUGCAAACCUGGUAACCAGUAGAUCUACUUUUAUUUUUGAUGCUGAAUGUUUUAUUUGAAUGAAACCUGUGUGACGUAAACAUUAAUAGGUCUUGCAACUUUGGUUAUACAUUACAUUGACAAUUUAUAAUGUGUAAGUAAUUGGGAAGCCCAGUUCUUUCUUGUUUUUAUAGUUGUUUGUUCCUGUUUAAAUAUUCAUGUUCUGAUAAUGCCUGUAAAUGACACCACCUUGAUUACAAUAGAUGUAGUGUUGUAAUAAACUGUUUAAUGGGGCUGAUGUGUAAAGCUGUUCAAUUUAUUUGCUGUUUACACCUCAGGGAAAGGCUUGCUUUUAGCAAUAUUUUAUUUUAUAAAGAGUAAGAUUUUAUACCACAUGA
Molecule: messenger RNA, 2280 nt
Organism: Pseudophryne corroboree (corroboree frog)
Lineage: Eukaryota; Metazoa; Chordata; Amphibia; Anura; Myobatrachidae
Gene: CPSF6
Product: cleavage and polyadenylation specific factor 6
Exons: 10
Coding region: 110-1762 (550 amino acids)
Biological process (GO): mRNA alternative polyadenylation
Cellular component (GO): mRNA cleavage and polyadenylation specificity factor complex
Molecular function (GO): mRNA binding
Source: RefSeq, a predicted model, not a curated record